This is a messenger RNA of Paramecium tetraurelia, 465 nucleotides long. RefSeq lists its product as uncharacterized. The transcript has 2 exons. NCBI's taxonomy places the organism in Eukaryota, Ciliophora, Oligohymenophorea, Peniculida, Parameciidae. The record is from RefSeq and is a predicted model, not a curated record.
AUGAACUAACCAAAUCAUGUUAUUUCAGAGAAUCUCGUGAUUUCAUAACCACUUUAUGACAAUGACUAAGCAGCAUAAUCUAUAUACGAUAAAUACCUAAGAGACUGUUCUUUAAUACCAAUCAGAUUGAUUGAGGAAUCGAAGGAAACUUAAGAAAGACCCUUUGCAGGAACAAGGCAAAGUAGUUAACAAUAAUAAAAUCAAAGGAAUGGACACAAUGUUUAGGAGUUUAGUUCUUUGGAGAGGGAAUAAAGAAACAGAAACUAAUAAUAAACUAAGAUCAAUAAUAUUAAUAAUAUCAAAAUAAUCAAAUUAGAUAUCCUCAUUAGAAUAUGUAUUAUCAUCAAAGAUAACAGAAUUAGUUGUAAAAUUAUUAUUAUGACUAAUAAUUCCAUUAUCAUUAAAAUAGAAGAAACUACUAAAAUCAUAGAAUGGAAUAAGAAUAUUAUGGCCAUCAUCAAAUGA